Molecule: messenger RNA, 2151 nt
Organism: Quercus lobata
Lineage: Eukaryota; Viridiplantae; Streptophyta; Magnoliopsida; Fagales; Fagaceae
Product: ACT domain-containing protein ACR9-like
Exons: 7
Coding region: 374-1858 (494 amino acids)
Source: RefSeq, a predicted model, not a curated record
ACUCUUUUCCAGCUAUACGUGACAAUCGCAAGUUUCACGAGAAAAACGACAGCAAGGUAGGCUUUGUAGUUGUACGUGUCCACCCGGCUGCAAGAAGAGUCUCCUUUGUUUAACAAUCAUUAGCAUUCAGGGCCACCACCACUCCGUCGAGACCUUGAACGCUGACGUGGAAUUCCCUAUCAAAACCAACAUAUAGACUUCUUUCUCUCUCUCUCUCUCUCUCUCUAGAUUAAAGUAGAACCUUUAAUCACCUCCACGCCUCACUCACCAAUCCUUAAAAUAUAUCCACCUGGUACCGGACCUCUGAAACCUACUACUGCAGCCUUUGACUUCCUCUGCAGUACCGCUGUAACAUUUUUAGGCGGUUGCCGGUAUGGGAGUAACGAACGACGACGUCGUUGUGAUCCAGAAAGGUAGAAACCCAGGCGAGCCUUGCUGUGUCACAGUCAAUUGCCCCGAUAAAACCGGCCUCGGAUGCGAUAUUUGCAGAAUUAUCCUCGAUUUCGGCCUAUACAUCACUAAAGGAGAUGUUUCUACUGAUGGGAUAUGGUGCUACAUAGUAUUAUGGGUAGUUCCUCAAUCCAGUUCGCUCAUCUUGAGAUGGUCGAAUUUGAAAAACCGUCUUGUAUCUGUAUGCCCAUCGUGUAUAGUGUCAUUUUACUUGGACCAAUCUUCGAUGCACUCCACGUCUUCUCAGGUUUACCUAUUGAAGUUUUUUAGCCUUCAUCGAAAAGGAUUACUUCAUGAUGUUACACAGGUUCUCUGUGAGCUUGAGCUUACAAUUCAGAGGGUAAAAGUGAUGACGACCCCGGAUGGCAGAGUUCUUGACCUAUUCUUCAUAACAGAUAACAUGGAGCUUCUACACACAAAGAAGAGGCAAGAUGAGACACUAGAACAAUUGCAUGCUGUUUUGGGUGAAUCAUGUAUCAGCUGUGAACUUCAGCUGGCAGGUCCUGAGUAUGAAUGCCUUCAAGGAAUUUCUUCUCCUUCUCCUGAGGUAGCUGAGGAGCUAUUUGGGUAUGAAUUAUCAGACAAGGAAAUCCGCUCUCAAGCUCUUAGUCCAGAUAUGUCAAAAUUGAAGAAAGCUAGUGUGACAGUAGACAAUUCAUUGAGCCCAGGUCACACAUUACUUCAAAUACACUGUGCUGAUCACAAGGGUCUCCUAUAUGACAUCAUGAGAACCUUGAAAGACUGCAAUAUCCAGAUAGCUUAUGGUCGAUUCUCACCAAAUUCAAUGGGUUAUCAUGAUUUAGACCUAUUUAUUCAGCAGAAGGAUGGGAAAAAGAUUGUGGAUCCAGAGAAACAGAGUGCACUAUGUUCUCGUUUGAAGGUAGAAAUGCUUCAUCCAUUGCGUGUCAUCAUUGCCAACCGAGGACCAGACACUGAACUGCUGGUUGCUAAUCCAGUUGAGUUAUCUGGAAAUGGAAGACCACGAGUUUUUUAUGAUGUUACGCUUGCUCUAAAAUCACUUGGGAUCUGCAUUUUUUUGGCUGAAAUAGGAAGAUAUUCAACAUCAGAAUCAGAUCAUGAAUGGGAGGUCUACAGAUUUCUUUUGGAUGAGAACUGCAGGUUUCAGUUAUCCAGUAUGGUAGCUAGGAAUCAGAUUGUAGAUAGAGUUAGAAGAACAUUGAUGGGCUGCUUAUUUUUCUGCUGCAAAAUACAUUUCAAGGAGACUAUAUUGGCUUCGUUACAAGAAGACUAUCACUAUAUUGGUUUGGUCAUAUACUCCCAUUUGAUCCAGAAGCCACGUAACCUUGAGGCUUGUACUUCAUGGCCGGAGGGAGAAAAAAAAAUUGUACCAGAAACUAUUACACAACUUCUUUGUCAUAAUUGUAAUGUGUCAGAGUGUGAGUGGUGAAGAGAAAAUAGUGGGUCUAUGUGUAAGUGAUAUCCAACUAUUCACAAUUUGCCAUGUCAAAAUUGUGGCAAAAAGUUGUGAAAUAGGUUGUGGUCCUAGAAUCAAUUGGGAGGAGGGGAUGGUUCUAACCUCCAAGGCUUAUUUUCCAAAUUUUAAGGAGUUGUGGAAAUCAAGAAGCAAGAGUGUCUUUAGAGUUUAGACAGAAUUUAUUAUAAAAUCAAUUUGUUUGUAGAAUACCAUUUUCUCAUUGAUAUAUUUUGUUAAUUACGCAAUGCAUAAAGUAACUAAGUUUA